Aspergillus japonicus CBS 114.51 is the source of this 765-nucleotide messenger RNA. RefSeq lists its product as uncharacterized. NCBI's taxonomy places the organism in Eukaryota, Fungi, Ascomycota, Eurotiomycetes, Eurotiales, Aspergillaceae. The record is from RefSeq and is a predicted model, not a curated record. The transcript has a single exon. The coding region runs from base 279 to 677 and encodes 132 amino acids.
ACGACUAGUUAUUUGUUCGGAUCUUUCCGGGAAUGCCACUAGCCCUCAUUGUACCCUGCGGUCGGUGAUCGGUGGCUUGGGAAACAUUGUUCUGUUCGAUUCUCGAUCAAUCGACAAUGUGUCUUUCUGUAGACACCCACUCAACACCCAGAGACAGUCAGUGUGCCGGGAAAGGUCACCAUCUGUCGCCCUUUGCCGCCCUCCAUGCGUCGCGUCUUCAUUUCAUUUUGCGAUGGUGGGAAGGGCGCCAGCUAGGGGGCGACACGGCGGGGUGAACCAUGGUGGUGGUUACGACCCUAUUUAUCGUAUCGGGCUGCCUUGCGUUUCGGGCCAGGCGAAGUCUGAUGGAUCACUUUUUUUUUCUAGGCGGGCCCGAUGAUGUCACUGGCGAGGGGCCGGUUCUUCAUGCUGCCUUGAUUGCCCACCCAAAAGCUCUGCCCCGUGCGGGUCUCGUUCCCUUCGCUAGUCCCCCAUUCGGGCAUCUCGGUGGCUGUCAUGACGGCAUGUCCGCGACCUCCAUUCAGGGUUCCAUGCUCUUUGAAAUAUAUAGGGUCACGCCCGGCGGCAGUACCUUGAUGCAGCCUCCAGAUGCUUCCCCGCACAACCAGAUCCUGUGGGGAAUGAGCCAAUUGUACAACAGCAAUGCAGCGAUCUCCACGACUUCUCACCACAACUAACUUCCUGUUCAACACUGUUUGCUAGAAAUCAACAUCCAGCCCCUGGAAGGUGAACGCUGUCGGUGUUUUGACCCGUGAUCCAAUCUAA